ACUGGCCUCGAUCUCCAAAUUCGAUACAGCCUCUCUCUCUCUCUCUCUGAUCUGCCACGUUCACGGGAAAAACAUUAUUGGAAUCGGUGGUGCGCAUUUCGCUCACCUGCGUACUUCAGCAUACUGCAUCCUUUUCUUUUGCACUUUUUUUUAUUUUUUAUUUUUUAAGUAAAUCCUACUCGUGGUUCACGAAACAUGUCACUCACACUCGCAGAUUGAGCUGAAAAAAGCUUUAAAGCUUCUUCGUGUUCUUCGUCUGAAACCUGCAUUUUUGAAAGCUAGGGCUUGAACUUGUACUUUAUUUCUUCUUCAUGGCGAAUCGUGCACUUGCUUUGUUUUUCAUAAUGGCUUGUCUCCUAGUAAACGGCUCAGUUGCCCUCACAUUCUCUACGAAGCUCAUACACAGGUUCUCCGACGAAGCCAAGGCGUUGUUGGGGUCGAGUCGCGGUGGAAACUUUUCGGCGAAGCUGUGGCCGAAGAGGAACAGCUUGGAGUAUUUCAGGCUGCUUCUGAGAGGUGACGUGAACCGGCAAAGGAUAAAGCUCGGGUCCAAGUACGACCUUUUGUUUCCUUCUGAAGGAAGCGAGACCCUUUUCUUCGGGAACGAUUUCGAUUGGUUGCAUUACACAUGGAUUGACAUAGGGACACCAAAUGUUUCAUUCCUAGUUGCAUUGGAUGCUGGGAGUGAUUUGCUUUGGGUCCCAUGUGAUUGCAUACAAUGUGCCCCCUUGUCUGCCAGUUACUACAAUACCUUGGAUAGAGAUAUGAGCGAGUAUAGUCCAUCGUUAUCGAGCACCAGCAAGCAAUUACCUUGCAGUCACCAGUUAUGCAAAUUGAGCACCAACUGUAAAGGUCCAAAGGAUCCCUGCCAUUAUACUGCAGAGUACAACACAGAAAAUACCUCAAGCUCUGGAUUUCUAAUUGAGGAUAAAUUACAUUUGGCAUCAAGCAGUGGACAUGCAAAGCCGACUUACGUGCAGGCUUCAGUCAUUUUAGGCUGUGGUAGGAAGCAAAGCGGUGGAUAUUUGGAAGGAGCUGCUCCUGAUGGUGUAAUGGGAUUGGGACCUGGGGAAAUUUCUAUUCCGAGCUUGCUUGCCAAAGCAGGACUGGUUCAGAAUUCUUUCUCACUUUGUUUUGAUGACAAUGGUUCUGGGAGACUUCUCUUUGGUGACGAAGGUGUUGUCACCCAUCAAUAUACCCCAUUCUUGCCUAUAGCGGGAAAAUAUAAUAUUGCCUAUUCUGUUGGGGUUGAGUCAUAUUGUGUGGGAAGUUCAUGUCUCCAAGAAACUGGAUUCCAAGCUUUAGUUGACAGUGGCUCCUCUUUUACAUAUGUUCCAUCUAAAGCUUACAAAACAAUCAUCUUGGAGUUUGACAAACAAAUGAAUGCUACAAGGAUUAGCCCUCAACAGUAUCCGUGGACUUACUGCUACAAUGUCAGCUCAUUGGAGUUGCCUAACAUUCCUACCAUGAAACUCAUAUUCACUUCAAACCAAAGCUUUCUUAUCCAAAAUCCAGUUCUUUCUGACUCUGCGAAUCAGGAAUUCGUCAUAUUCUGUUUAACUUUACUGCAGACAGAGGAUGAGUACGGUAUUAUUGGACAAAAUUAUAUGAUGGGUUACCGCAUGGUUUUUGAUAGGGAAAAUUUAAGAUUGGGUUGGUCCAAGUCUAACUGUGAUGAUAUAAGUAAAGGUAAAGGGCUGAAUCCCGCACCUCCAAGUGAUGGAUCACCAGGUACAUUGCCAGCCAGUGAGCAGCAGAGCACGGCAAACACACAAGCCGCUGAACCCACCGCCAUGGCUGUCACAACCACCUCCACAUCCUCUGUUGCUGUAUUAUCCUAUCAGAUCCCCUAUCGGUUCUGUAUCCUAACUUCAUUCUUACUGCUAAUGUAUCCAUUCUCUACUUGAAAACAUGUUCUUUUACCAUGUAAAUUCCGUCUAGUCCUUUCAGGCUCUCCCAAAUUCAAAAGGGGUUUUGGUACCUUGUCUCCCUGAGGCUUUGUACUAAUUGUAGGCUAGCUUUGGGAAUUAGCUCCUAUUUGGUGGUAUCAAUUGUUUCUCGUUUAUGUGUUUUUAAAUGGUGUCAACGGAUCGUAUAUUAUAUAGUAUUAUUGUAUAUCCUCUUAAGAUUUUGAUUUA
Ziziphus jujuba (common jujube) is the source of this 2138-nucleotide messenger RNA. Its product is annotated as aspartic proteinase-like protein 1. Gene Ontology annotation, molecular function: aspartic-type endopeptidase activity. Bases 312 to 1907 code for a protein of 531 amino acids. The transcript is spliced from 10 exons. Lineage: Eukaryota; Viridiplantae; Streptophyta; Magnoliopsida; Rosales; Rhamnaceae. The record is from RefSeq and is a predicted model, not a curated record. Gene Ontology annotation, biological process: proteolysis.